Messenger RNA from Echinostoma caproni, 606 nucleotides. NCBI's taxonomy places the organism in Eukaryota, Metazoa, Platyhelminthes, Trematoda, Plagiorchiida, Echinostomatidae. The record is from the annotation of a GenBank genome assembly.
AUGAAUCCCUUGUUAUACAGACCUCCGCCAAUUCCCCAUUUCCCCAUGCUGCAUUACCAUGGACCGCCCCAACAAAGAAGAGAUACUCAGGUUGAAGUGGAUCUAGCCAGCGUUGCUUUGCAAAUUCAGAGAAAACGUUUUUAUGUGGACGUUGGGGUUGAUGGCCGGAAGGCUAGGAUAUUGUUGACUCUAAGUGCCGCUGUGGAGAUAAAGGAUAAGCUGAAAGACCUGAUUGAGGUUCUUGACGAGGUUCUGAAAAAAGGCGAGACGGAGGAGUCUCAAGAAUCUAAAGCCCAAGAAACUCAAACGGCACCCGAGAACAAAAACCAAGACACCAAUGUGACUGAUGAGUUAAUCAAAUCCCACAUUGUCAAUUAUCCUUAUCGGAGAUACUUCCUCGACUUGAAAAAGAAUCGGAGAGGGCAUUUUCUCCGUCUAACCAUGUUGUCUACCCUUAGCCGAGUCCAACUUGCCGUCCCAUCUCAAGGCAUGAGCGAUUUGUACAAUGCCAUCACGGAGCUUUUGGAAAAAUGGUGGGAUGGUUCCAAGACAGAAGAGCAAAAAGGUAUGCUUUUGUUUGUCCCAUUUGCAACUGCUAGCGGUUAA